Messenger RNA from Pipistrellus kuhlii (Kuhl's pipistrelle), 781 nucleotides. RefSeq names its product kallikrein-7. Gene Ontology annotation, molecular function: serine-type endopeptidase activity. The record is from RefSeq and is a predicted model, not a curated record. The coding region runs from base 1 to 735 and encodes 244 amino acids. Gene Ontology annotation, biological process: positive regulation of antibacterial peptide production; proteolysis. The transcript has 4 exons. NCBI's taxonomy places the organism in Eukaryota, Metazoa, Chordata, Mammalia, Chiroptera, Vespertilionidae.
AUGCCUGCUACCCAUGAUUCUCCGUGUCUCCCUCCAGCCCAGGACACUGGGGAAAGGAUUAUUAAUGGAGUUGUAUGUACAAGAGGCACCCACCCCUGGCAGGUGGCCCUGUAUCACAACAACGUGUUCCAGUGUGCAGGCGUGCUGAUCCACCGGCGGUGGGUGCUCACCGUUGCCCACUGCCGCAGGAGUGAGUUCAUCGUGCAAAUGGGCACUGAUCUUCUGGUUAAUCCAAAUGCCCAGAAGAUCAGGGCCACCGAGACCUAUGUCCACCCCCGGUAUGACGUAACAACGGAUGUCCACAACAUCAUGCUCGUGAAGCUGAGCAGCCCCGCCAAGCUCUCGCCCACCGUGAUGACCAUCAACGUGCCCACAACCUGCAGACUGCCCAGGAAGAGCUGUACUGUCUCCGGCUGGGGCAGUAUCACCAUGGAUGUCUCUGUAGGACACCCAAUCGCACUCAUGUGCUCGAACGUCAACCUCGUCCCUUUCAAGGAAUGCAGGAAGGACUACCCGACGGUGCUGAAGAAAUACACCAUCUGCGCGGCCCCCGUGGACCGAAAGUCUUUCGCCUGCAAAGGGGACGCGGGGAGCCCGCUGAUCUGCCAAGGAACCCUGCAAGGCCUGGUGUCCUCCGAUUAUUUCCCGUGUCGCCCACCCUUCGACCCCAUCAUCUACAUCCACGUGUGCAAGUACAGCAAGUGGAUAUUUGAAACCAUGAUAAACAGUUGCUAAUCUCUCUGUCCCUAUGCCCCGAACAGGAAAUUCAUAGAAAUAAAGA